Molecule: messenger RNA, 2618 nt
Organism: Condylostylus longicornis
Lineage: Eukaryota; Metazoa; Arthropoda; Insecta; Diptera; Dolichopodidae
Product: DDB1- and CUL4-associated factor 10 homolog
Exons: 5
Coding region: 174-2150 (658 amino acids)
Cellular component (GO): Cul4-RING E3 ubiquitin ligase complex
Molecular function (GO): protein binding
Source: RefSeq, a predicted model, not a curated record
UGUUCUUAUGAAGGAUAUAAAUUGAAUACGAACAGGUUGAUUAGACUCUUUUUGAGAUAAUAAAUAUAUCGAUUGUUUAAUAAUUUUAAAAAUAAAACAUUUUGUUUUCUGGUUUUUGAUAGUAGAAAGAAAGUCUUUUAAAAUAACUGAUUCUGAUAUAACAAAAGAUUGUGAUGACUUUUUACAAUUGGGUAACAAGACGAGAAAAUGGUUUUAAACCAAAAAUUGGUGAUGAAGAUUUUAUUUUGAAAUUGAUUUACAAAUCUUUGAAACCUUGGAAUUACUGGAAUGAAGAAUAUUCUUCAAUAAAAAACACAUCGGAUUUUGGUGCUGUUUUCAAUUUAGAAUUUUCUCCAGAUGGAAAUAUAUUGGUUGCAGCUUGCGAAAAAAAAUCUAUUGUGUUGUAUGAUUCCACAACUACAAAACAAACAAAGGCAAUUGUAAAUGCCCAUACAGACAAUGUAAAUUGCGUAAAAUUUUUGGAUAAUAGAACUUUUGCAACUUGCUCGGAUGAUACUACAGUGGCAAUUUGGGAUGUAAGAAAUUUAAAUAGUAAAGUUCGAAGCUUACAGGGUCAUUCAAAUUGGGUUAAAAAUAUAGAAUAUUCUCAUAUUGAUAAUCUUCUUGUUACAUCUGGUUUUGAUGGCAGUAUUUAUACGUGGGACAUAAGUUCAUAUACAGAACAAAGUUGUAUAUACCAAAAAGUGUUUCAUACUUCCGGUUUAAUGCGCUGUCGACUAACACCGGAUGCAAAAAAAUUAAUCAUAUGUACAACAGGAGGCUAUCUCAUUAUAAUACAUGAUCUAAAUUUAGCAACUCUGGCAAAAGAUUUAAAUGGCUUCAAGCCAAAUAUAUAUAGGUUAAUGCAAUUAGGUAGACAAUUUAUUCCAAAUGCUGCGAAGUUUGACAAUAUAUUCUCAAAGGAACAAAAGCGUAAUCGUGUUGAACUAGUCAGUGAUUUUCCCGAAAAAAAUGAUGCAGAAAUUGUUUGUGCGCUUCAGAUUCAUCCACAAGGGUGGUGCUGUCUCUCACGUAACAUUAGUUAUGAUCAAAGUUCGGAAUGGACCUGUUUGCAUGAUAUCCAGGAGUGUGCAACCGCAGAACGUGAAGUAUAUAAAGAAAACGAGUCUCAUCUUCCUGUGAAAAAACGCAAAUUAAGUGAAACGGAAAGAAGUAGUACAGUUGGGAAUAGUAAUGACCGUCCAACUACUUGUGCUAAUAAUAAUACCUCAAAUAGUAAUAUUGGAACAAGAUCAACGCCACUUUUAGCCAUGGCAAGUGCUAGUAUAACAAGAAAUGGAUCAACAGAAAACAGAAAUAAUGAAAAUGCCAAUCGAAAUAUGUCAGUAAAUGGGUCUAACCGAACUGAAACAUAUGGGUCAGAUAUUUGGGCUGCCGAAGUAACAGUGCAUGACCGAGCUUUUCGAACUUCUUUAGGUGUACGUAACUCUGGCGCUCAUGCUUAUGCUUAUGUUUACCCUAUUAGUAGCGGUGUGAUACCUCUUAGCAGAUCAACUGCGGAACUAAAUCUAUUUGAUAGGACAAAUAUGAGAAUUUCUUUAUCCUCUCGCACACCUUCCAAUAACGAUGACGACGAUGAUGACGAUGAUUUAGACGAUGAGGAUGAUGAAGAUGAUGAUGACGAAGAUAGUGAAGAUAUCAAUUUAACAUAUGAUAAUUUACAAUUUCUGCAUGGUUCAAGCACUAGUAGAAAUAAUAUUAAUGAAAAUAAUUCGCAAAACACAAGCCCUUUGACGAGUUCCAGUAAUUUAAUAUGUCCAGCAAUAAGUUUUAUAAAUAGCAACGCAAAUCGCAAAAUAUAUAUUAAUCAUAAACGAUUAAUGUAUUAUAUUGAAGAGCCAACCAAAGGACAAGGUUUUAUUAAGGAGCAAGCAUUUUCAGCAGAUGGUAGAAUUAUAUGUUCGCCAUACGAAAAUGGGGUUAGAUUAUUAGCAUUUAAUGAUGACUGUUCCGAUUUACCAACAGCCGUAUCAUGCAGUGCGUACAAGAGACCUCAACUGCUUAAGGAAAUAAACAAAAUUUCAACUCAUAAGGACAUUGUUGUUAGUUCUAGAUUUAACCCAAAAUAUCCCUUACUUGUUACUGGCUGUUUAGCUGGAAAUAUAACUUGGCAUCAGUCCGAUUUUUAAAAAUUCAAUAAUUGAAAAUGUUUAUUAAUUAGCUAUUACAUAAAAUAAUAAGACUAUGUAUUUAAUUUUGUUCGUACUUAGGUAUUGGCUUAAGAGAAUUUAAAAUAAAAACGAUUUAGAUAUAAAUAUUUUUUAGUUUAAUUAAUAUACAUAUAGUAAAUUUUUCCAAAUCUUUCUUUUUUCCUGAAUUUUUUCCCAAAUUUGAAUGUGCAAGCAUUUAUUAAUUUAAUUACAUUUAUUUCGUUCUUAAUACUUUUGUAUUUAAACCAUAAUGUAUUAUGUGGUGUUCAUUUAUUACGUAUGUAUACUGUAGGCUGUACAGACAUUGCUUUAUUAGAUUGACUUCACUGGAAUAGCUUUAGUGUAUAGUAAAUAAGUACUUUAAUAAAAAAAUUUAAAUUAAUAAAAGUAUUAAUUUCUUUAUAAAUUUUAAAUUACCACCAAAAGUAUUUAAAACCAUUAAAAGUG